AUGGAGACAAGUAAUUCUAAUAACUUCACGCAUAUCUUCGUCUCUAGAGACCCUACACCAGACACUAAUGGGAAUACGAUGCUCGAAGACCCAACGACCGCAUUAGCGUUACCGGAACAGAGUGAUUUCGGUGUAAUGCCCACCCCUCGUGCUGCCGGAUGGGAUUUCCCCAUAGACCAUUCCUGGGGAUGGGCCAACAAUCUAUCUCAGACCCAAACCCAGACGUCUGAUGAAAGUGUAGGCUGGGAUGAAACAUUCGAGUCAAUUUUUGGCCACAUCACUUCGUCCGACGAUCAAUGUUAUGCUCCCUGCGAGACGACUCUUUUCUCCCACGGUGGUGAUACUAUCGGCGAGGGCGUCGAGCUAACAAAUCCAGCACCUGCUCUCUCUGGCCAACAAGUCCUCUCUCCUUUAGGUUCGGAGCCUAUCCAAAAGCAUCGUAUGCGGAAGCAGAAUCACUCCUGUGACCCAUGCCGUCUUGGAAAGAGGGCAUGUGAUCUUGGUGGCGACGGUGACCGUGGUGCGACUCUUCGAGACGGCAAGCCCAACACCUCAUGUUCGGCCUGCAUAUCUCGUAGGCUAGACUGCACCGCAUCGUGGCUCGCAAGUAGACAGUCAUCACAGCAAGCCAGAAAGCGAGCCAGGACGUCCUACCAUAAAUCUGGGACAGACAAGUUGACUGGCCAAGUCUCCGAGAACGAGAAACCGCCUGCUGCCGACAGCACGUUACCUAGCGACUGGCUCACUUCAUCCUCGUCAGAGCAAGAGCUGGUAAGGCAACAUACCGGGAAUGCUGCAUCUGCACACCAGUUCAAUCUAUACAUCGAUGCUAUCGAUGUCCCCAUGACGGACUGUCUAUCUGAAGGAUGCAUGCCGCCAAAAUUCCCUCUGGGCCUUGCUAUUCUCCCCCGUUUGAACAGCAACUCUAUCAUUUCGCCCUAUAUCCGUCAAGCUCAUUCCUGGAUCAAGGACUGCUGGAAUACUUCUACAACGUCUUGGAGCUUCCCAGCAGCGGCCCCUCAUCUUUUCCUUGCCGUCAGCAUUCUCGAUUCGCUAUUUCAACAACAUGGGAAUCCUGAACAUUCUGCUGGUACGGCGGCCCGUGGCGCCCUGUUCAGCGAGGUCUAUAAAUGGGUUGCACUAGCAACCGCAUCUCAAUUUUGGUUCGAGAGGGAUGAUGCCAAAAAGAGCCGAGCACGGGAUCUUGCGUCCGCCACCUGGCACAAGGCCAAAACAAUACUUUUCCAGAAUAUUGCUGCCACUGACUCAUUUCGCCUGGCAUUGUCACUUAUCUUGUUCGGAACGAUAUGCCCGCCCCCUCCGAGAGACGGCGGCGACGAUCUCCAUACUGAUGCCGACUUCGCGCGCCGAGAAGGGGUUCGGCGCCUUCAAAAACUCUGUAUUCAGGCAACUACCAUUCUGCAACACGACUGUCAGCUCCCUCGCCCAAGGCGUCAGAGUGGCGCACGCGGACUAUUUGAAAGGCAACACCCAGUGCAGAAACUACCUGCUGAGGUCAAGGAAGAUCUUCUGGAACUGUGUGGGGCACUUGAAUGGCUGGUUGUUAUAAUGAAUUCAACAGCAAUUAUCACCUCCGGAGGGAGAAAUUGUCCUAUACGACCAGAUAAGUGCGCCCACGACAGGUCCUGCCUACUUAUGCCGAGAUUAACCCCCAAAUCGUCUGAAACUGAUUCGACUGUCGCUCGACGACACGAGGAAGGGUUGAACGAUUCAAUCAUCGCGCGAGCCAAGGCAGAGCCACAUACAAUUACGACAAUGGUACACAGAGAUACUACAGAUGAAAUUGUGCGCCACGCCAUUGGUAGAUCUGGAUCCCUUGUCAUUCUACUAUAUAAGGCACUUGCACUAUUAACAUAUGCUGUUGAGGAUAUGCAAGAAACUGAAUCAAGCUAUGAAGACAUCCACCGCCACUUGAGGGCAGUAACAACCCUCGUCGAGAUUUGGAGAUCGACGUUUGGAACGUAUAACGUUGACACCACUUUGCGUAUCCGACGGUCCCCCAUAAACGUACGAUCUUUGAUAUUCCACUGCUCAGGCGAUGGUGAUCUUGCCGUUCUUUUGUUUUACAAGCUACUGUGUCGACUAGACGCCGAGAUUGCAAACCAUCAAACGUCACCCGCGCGUGACCGUCUCUCCACGACAAUCCGCUCAAAGUGGACUUUGUACCAAGAUCACCGACUUGCAAGCGCAACACAGGUGUCAAUGAUAGCUUCAAUAGUUUCUGAAAGCAUGACGGGACAAGAAGCUUACAUUCCGGGAAUUGCCUAUCAUCCAUAUCCAGCCUUAGUUGUUCAAGCGCAUACAUUAGCUGUUGAGGCCUUCACAGAUAAUAUCCAGAGUUGCAUGUUGAGAAUGGACACGAAACAAGCGUCGGAAAUGGGAUCAGGCCUGAACGUCUGUCUGCAGGGCUUACAAGGGCUGAAGCGGUCUCUAGUGAACUUCCCGAAUGUCAAUAAUGAUAGCGAGGAGCCAGGCUCGUGGCAUUUACCUUACUCGGAUUGA
Molecule: messenger RNA, 2523 nt
Organism: Cladophialophora immunda
Lineage: Eukaryota; Fungi; Ascomycota; Eurotiomycetes; Chaetothyriales; Herpotrichiellaceae
Exons: 2
Coding region: 1-2523 (840 amino acids)
Biological process (GO): regulation of DNA-templated transcription
Molecular function (GO): DNA-binding transcription factor activity, RNA polymerase II-specific; zinc ion binding
Source: RefSeq, a predicted model, not a curated record